Messenger RNA from Limanda limanda (common dab), 4328 nucleotides. RefSeq names its product G protein-coupled receptor 63 (gene gpr63). Gene Ontology annotation, molecular function: G protein-coupled receptor activity. The coding region runs from base 254 to 1486 and encodes 410 amino acids. Gene Ontology annotation, biological process: G protein-coupled receptor signaling pathway. The transcript is spliced from 2 exons. Gene Ontology annotation, cellular component: membrane. Lineage: Eukaryota; Metazoa; Chordata; Actinopteri; Pleuronectiformes; Pleuronectidae. The record is from RefSeq and is a predicted model, not a curated record.
CACACUUCGGAUUAAAACCCUCUCUGCUCCUGUUCUGCAGAGCCGCGGUUCGUGACUUCGAGGCGGGAGGAGACAUCUCUGCCGUCGGUGAGAUGCAUCGUGUGCGGGACUGAGCCUCGACAUGGGAGAACGAAGCAGGGUCCCACAGCCAUGAAGACGCCACCAUGUUGCAUUGAGCUGGGAAUACCUGCAUCCACCUCACCAUGUUUGGGAUGAGCUCACCAGCAACAAUGGUUGCUCACCCCGGGGAAGAAUGGUUCACUCCGCUACUGCCCCCCCUCCAGAGGCAAGGGACAUCAACAUCAGUCUCUGCUGCCUCUAUACGGGGCUGCUGAACUACUCUGAGAGGCUGGCGAUGGAGAACAUCUCCAUGGCGAACCUUUCCCUGGGCUCCCGGUCGCCCCUGGAGCCGGUCAUGCCAACAGCGGAGGCCCAGAGGAGUCUACAGGGUGUUGGCCUCCCUCUGCAGGUCUUCUUUUGCUCUGUCAUGGUUGCCAUCCUGCUGGUGGCACUGUUGGGAAAUGUGGUGGUGUGCCUAAUGGUGUACCAGAGAUCUGCCAUGCGCUCGGCAAUUAACAUCCUCCUGGCAAGCCUGGCAUUUGCAGACAUGAUGCUGGCCAUCCUGAACAUGCCCUUUGCUCUGGUUACUGUGAUGACCACCAACUGGAUUUUUGGAGACGUUUUCUGUCGAGUGUCGGCCAUGCUCUUUUGGUUCUUUGUGAUGGAAGGCGUGGCUGUACUGCUUAUAAUAAGCAUAGAUCGCUUUCUUAUUAUUGUCCAGAAGCAAGAUAAGCUGAGCCCACAGAGAGCUAAAGUGCUUAUAGUGGUCACAUGGGGACUGUCAUUCAUUUUCUCUUUCCCCCUGGCGGUUGGCUCCCCUCCCCUUCAGAUCCCCCCCAGGGCCCCUCAGUGUGUAUUUGGCUACAGCAUUGAGCCUGGCUACCAUGCCUAUGUAUUGAUCCUAAUGUUAGUCUUCUUCUUCAUGCCUUUCAUGGUCAUGCUAUACACAUUCAUGGGGAUCCUGAACACCAUCCGCCACAAUGCCAUCCGCAUCCACAGCCACCCAGACAGCAUCUGUCUAAGCCAGGCCAGCAAACUGGGUCUGCUGAGCCUCCAGAGGCCCUUCCAAAUGAAUAUAGACAUGAGCUUCAAGACCCGUGCCUUCACCACCAUCCUCAUCCUCUUCUCCGUGUUUACAGUGUGCUGGGCACCCUUCACUGCCUAUAGCCUGGUAACUACCUUUAGCGAUGGGUUCUACCACAAAGACAGCUUUUUUCAAAUCAGCACAUGGGUCCUGUGGUUGUGCUACCUCAAGUCAGCUCUCAACCCUCUCAUUUACUACUGGCGGAUCAAGAAGUUCCGCGAUGCCUGCCUUGAUCUGAUGCCUAAGUACUUUAAGUUUCUUCCUCAGCUGCCAGGAAACACGAAGCGGCGCAUACAGCCAAGCGCAGUCUAUGUGUGCGGGGAGCAUCGCUCUGUGGUUUGAAGUAAAAUCCACACUCAAACACUUAAAUCUUUACAUACUGUACUGUAUUUGCCUGUUUUGCUGUUUGGUGGUAAACUUCUCUUAGCAGGUGUUCAGACAGAAAGUAGCACUGCAUUAAAAGAGGCAUGGGGCAAGGUUAAUGUGGGUGUGUUGCUACAGGGCGCAGGUGAAAUGCAAUCUACAAAGUCCAGUUUGAAGCAAACAUCUAUGAGUUUCAAAGCUUGUUUGAUUCCAAAUCACUGUUCAGUGAUAAAAAAAAUGAUAGAAACCAUCUUCUCCUGUAUCUUGCCAAUAUUAACAUAAUUAUAUUAUGCUGUUACUCACAGUGGAAGUGUGCAGGGUAUUGUGUGCUAGUCUGAUUGGCUGGAUAAUGUGCUGUGUUGCAGCAAAAGUUGAGUCAGGGUCAACCUUUUUGCUGGACAACCUUGCAUUUUAGCUGGAACCCUCAUAAGAACAGUGUUUAAUGCUGUGCUAAUUUUAGUCUGACUCACCAUUUUGCACUGAUGCUCAGAAACUGUCAGGGUGUAUGUUAAGAUUCGUGGUAGCCAUGGAAUAUCUGGGGGUCAAAAGCAACAGGACUCUCCAUGUGCAAAAUGUUUUAGUGUUCAGCCAGAGUCUUCAUUUCUCUCAUUGUGGUGGUGAUUUUCAGUACCUGAUGGCUGGACUUAAAACUUGUUUUAGAAUCAUGCUAUAUUUUCUAUAAUAUCAGAUUAGUCUGGUGAGUGAUUGGUCUAUUGAUAUUUUUUACACUUAAAUACUUGAUGCCAAAUGUUACUUUUUUUCUGGACCACAGUCAAAGUCCAGUUUUCUAUUAAAGCUGGGCAUACACUGUACGAUUUUAGAAAUGCUGUUGUUAAAUUCCAACUCAUAAUAUGCUAGUUAAUCGUCUGCAACUGAAAAAAAUGGAGAUGUUGUGGGUGUGUUAGCAUUGGAAUAACUAGACAUACAGUACUUUUAUACUUUCAUCCUCUCCUUUGAGUAGGUUUAUCCUAUAAAAUUUAAUAUUUAUUAGUAAUGGGAGAUAGAUAGUUUACAGAUUUACCUUUUGACAGCCCCCCCCUUAAUAACUUGUGCAGUCAGCCCUCACCAAAAUGACAGUACACUGUUGCAAGGUGCACACUCUCCUUAAAAGGAAGGAUAAGAGAAGUUUACUACAAUGGUUGGUUGAUCCCUGCCGGUACCACACCACGAGUACAUCUCAAUCUCUCAAUUUCUCCAUGUCAACAGAUUCGCCAGGCGCAUCCUGUCACCAGUUUGCCAUAUGUGCACAGUCACGCUCCCUGCGCCCUGAACCUUUAACUGUGCUUUUGAUAGGGCCCUUUGUUUUUAUUAACUAGUAAACGCACACGUUUCCACCACAGUAUGGCCUCCAUCAGAGUCAGUGCAUCCAGUGCGUGUCAAACUAAGGCUCAUUAUAGAGGCUACAUCAUGUGAUCAAGUGAAACGUUUCAUCUCUAAUCCAUGAGGCUUCUUCUGUUCAGUUCACUGUCUCUGUGUUUGCCACUUCAAGCAGUCAGGAAAAAAGGCACAGAGACGGAGGGACCGACUCACGGCUCUGCUUCAACUGUGCGAGAUGAUGAAGUCAGCCGACCAAACAUUUUCGGCUGGUGCAUAAAUUUCACCCCUGUGCACGGCAAACAUUGCACGACAAGGCUGAAAAUCGAGUCAUACGACUCAGAAAGGGGCUUAAAUGCUACAGUGUGUGUCCAGCUUUAGAGUGUGUGAAGAUUGAGAUCAGGUCAUUGUAUAUCAAGUAUCAAAUCAAAGGCAACUGUGCUGUGUGUUUUGUCUCUUAGCAGAACAAAGAUUGAGUGCAUUUGUCUUUGAUUUAGUGCUGUACUGGAAAGAAUACAUGACAGAAGAGGUAAACCAACUGUCCACAUACAGCUCUAGUGAUCUUCAAUUAAUCUUCAAGAAUAGAGCUGGGUAUUUGAAGGUGUUUGAUACUAGUACCAGUGAAAUCCCUGAGUGAAAACAGUUCAAGUUCCCCAAUGUUAAAUGUGUAAACAGAAGCAGCCAUACAAGAUUGUUGCCUUACAGUCAAAAUUUUACAAAAUUACUACUGAAAUCAGGAAGUACCGGGUCAAAGAGAGAUUCAGAAUGAUAAUUAUGACAUUGAUUAUUGACAAUACUUGACUGUUUUUAAUACUUUGUUAGACUUCAUAGUUAUUUUGCUCUGGGGAUAUUAAAGUAGAUCAGCCAGCCCAACUCAUGGACCGGAAUGCAUUGCAGAUACAUUACUUUUAAUGCCAAGAAUACAAUCACAGAUAAACUUGCUCUCUUGCUCUAAUGCUAUCACUCUAGCUAUGGUUCUUAUUCCACCUACUCAUCCCACAGAACGCACUUUGUCUCUCAGUGUCGUUCUGGGUAAUAACAGAAAGCUUUAAGUGAAGUUGUCAACAAGGAAACAUAAAAAUCAUAAAAAGAAUGAAACCACUUUAUAAUUGCUGGAAUGCACUGAAUGGCACCGACCAUGUAGGAGUAUCCACAAAUGAAUUGUAACUUUAAUAUUGAGCUAAAAAGAAAACAGGCGCUGUUGGAUUUGACAUGAUCACAUCUUUCCUGCCACUGGGAUCAUGAGUCGAGGGAAAAGGACAGUUUGUUUUAGCUGUGUACAAGUUGUUUUACAAGGCAUGUAAAUUAACAGCUUAAAUGGAGUUUGAAUGUGGUCAGGAAGUGGCCAUGACCCAUUUGAACAUGUUUGAAUUUCAAUGUUUUUGGAUGUGCCUAUUGAUUAGUCCACUUGCCAGUCAGAAUGCUGCUAUAUCUGGUGAAAAUGUGCAAUUUCAGUGUACUGUACUGUUGAAUGUAAUAAAGAAAUAGACAUUUCUUACCUUGGUAA